UAGCUCCUAUGGGCGGACGCUCAUGCGUUUCCACACAAACCACCGCCUCUCUCUCUCCCAAAGCUGUGGGACAGAUUUAUGUUGCUGCUUCGUUUCUGUGGACUAUGAAAUAAAAUUUCUUGCCUACGCUAGAGCGAAACAAGACGCAAAAGAAAUGGAAACUCAAGUUUUCCGAAGAUGACUGAUGGUUUGGUCACCGAAUAAGUUAUUUUUGUCGCAAGAGAGGGAAACUUUAAACAAGGCUGUUUUUGGAAUCCACCUCCCCUCUCUCCGUAGAGUUUGAUUCAAAGUCGAAAGCCAAGAUGGCCGCCGAUUCCGUGCAGGGGGACGCCCGGGGCCAGCUGGUGUCAGAGCGGCUGGGCCUGGGACACAACCUGGAUCUCUCGGACACCAUGGUGCAACACAAGCUGGAUGAGAUCAAGGAGCAGAUCCGCCGUGAGAUCCGCAAGGAGCUGAAGAUCAAGGAGGGUGCAGAGAACCUGCGGAAGGUCACCACGGACAAGAAGAGCCUGGCCUACGUGGACAACAUGUUGAAGCAGUCCAACAAGAAGGUGGAGGAGCUCCACCAGGAGCUCCAGGAGCUGAACGCCCACAUCGUGGUUAAAGACCCCGACGAACUGCUAGAGUGCCCUUUGACCCCGGACACGCCAGCCAGCGAGGUGCGGAUGUGCACCAGCAGCAGCCGCCUGGCCGCCCUGAAGAAGCAGAAUGACAUCGAGCUGAAGGUCAAACAGGGGGCGGAGAACAUGAUUCAGAUGUACUCUAACGGCUCCUCCAAGGACCGGAAAUUACUAGCAACUGCUCAACAGAUGCUCCAGGACAGCAAGAUGAAGAUCGAGUUCAUCAGGAUGCAGAUCCUCAAAGGCAGCCAGGCCAGCGAGUUGAGCUUCGACAACAAUGACGUCAUGGCCAAGCCCAUCAUCAGCCCGUUGGAUCUGCGGGUGGAGGAGUUGUGUCACCACGCCAGGAUAGAGUCCGCCGUGGCCGAGGGUGCCAAAAACGUCAUGAAGCUCCUGGGCUCCGGCAAGGUCACCGAGAAGAGGGCCCACUCCGAGGCCCAGGCCCGGUUCAACGAGUCCAGUCAGAAGCUGGACCUGCUCCGGUACUCCCUGGAGCAGAGGCUGAGCGAGCUGCCCAAGAACCACCCCCGCAGCAGUAGCAUAGUGGAGGAACUGUCCUUCAUGGCCACCCCGUCCCUCAGCCCGCGCUCCAGCAUCAUCUCCACCCAGAACCAGUACAGCACAGUGGCCAAACCCGCCGCACUCACAGGGACGUUGGACGUCAGGCUCAUGGGCUGCCAGGACCUGCUGGAAAACGUUCCCGGUCGGUCAAAAGCCGGUUCGGUGCCACUGCCCGGCUGGAGCCCCAGCGAGACGCGCUCGUCCUUCAUGAGCCGAGGGAACCGUAGCCGCGGAGCAAGCGCGCGAAACCUGUCCAAGAGUGAAGACCUUUCUAAUGAGAUCAGUGCUGUGUUGAAGCUGGACAACACUGUGGUGGGACAGACCAGCUGGAGGCCCGUCAGUAACCAGUCCUGGGACCAGAAGUUUACACUGGAGCUGGACCGGUCUCGUGAGCUGGAGAUCUCGGUGUACUGGAGAGACUGGCGCUCGCUGUGUGCUGUGAAGUUCCUGCGUCUGGAGGACUUCCUGGACAACCAGCGACAUGGCAUGUGUCUCUACCUGGAGCCGCAGGGCACCCUGUUUGCAGAGGUCACGUUUUUCAACCCUGUCAUCGAGCGGCGACCCAAGCUGCAGAGACAAAAAAAGAUCUUCUCAAAACAGCAAGGGAAGACGUUCCUGCGGGCUCCUCAGAUGAACAUCAACAUCGCCACAUGGGGCCGCCUGGUCAGAAGGGCCAUACCUACAGUCAGCACUAACUCCUACAGCCCUCAGGUGCCUGAGACCGGGCCCAGCAGUCUGCCGGGAACUCCCACACCCGCCAGUGAUGUCAGUGACCCGCUGGUGACCAAGCUGGACUUUGACAAAGAGCCCACCCCGGGACCCAAGCACUACCCGGUACCCGCUUGCAUCCGAGAACCCCUUGUACAGGACAAAAAGCUGCCUGACAAAGAGGAAGUACAGGACGCCCUUGCAUCGUUCGACUUCCUGAACAAAAGGAACAGCAUUGUGGUGAAUUCGUCUGACCUGGACAGACUAGAUGUAGUAGUGGAACAGGAGAUCCAGCGUCCAGGUCUGGAGCUCACCGCCAUCCAGACAGACGGCGAGAUAAGAGAAGAAGAACAAUUUCAGUUUAGUAUCCAAGACUUUAAAUGUGUUGCAGUCCUUGGUCGUGGUCAUUUCGGAAAGGUCUUGUUAGCAGAGUAUAGAAGCACAGGAGAGAUGUUUGCCAUCAAAGCUCUGAAGAAAGGAGACAUUGUGGCUCGUGAUGAGGUAGACAGUCUGAUGUGUGAGAAGCGUAUUUUUGAGACGGUGAACAGCGUUCGCCACCCGUUCCUGGUCAACUUGUUCGCCUGUUUCCAGACCCAGGAGCAUGUGUGCUUUGUCAUGGAGUAUGCCGCUGGAGGCGACCUGAUGAUGCACAUCCACGCGGACGUCUUCUCAGAGCCCAGGGCCAUAUUUUAUGCAGCUUGUGUCGUAUUGGGAUUACAGUUUCUACAUGAAAAUAAGAUCGUGUACAGAGAUCUAAAGCUUGACAAUCUUCUCUUGGACACUGAGGGCUAUGUAAAAAUAGCUGACUUUGGCCUUUGCAAAGAGGGAAUGGGGUUCAGAGAUCGCACCAGCACAUUCUGUGGCACGCCUGAGUUCCUGGCUCCUGAGGUUCUGACAGAGACUUCAUACACGCGAGCCGUGGACUGGUGGGGUUUGGGUGUCCUCAUCUUCGAGAUGCUGGUUGGAGAGUCUCCCUUUCCUGGGGAUGAUGAAGAGGAGGUGUUUGACAGCAUCGUCAACGAUGAGGUCCGCUACCCAAGGUUCCUCUCAACGGAGGCCAUCUCCAUCAUGAGAAGGCUUUUGAGGAGGAGUCCUGAAAGACGGCUAGGGGCAGGAGAACGAGAUGCUGAAGAAGUAAAGAGACAUCUGUUCUUUAGAAAUAUGGAUUGGAAUGGACUACUGGCCAAGAAAGUGAAGCCUCCGUUCGUGCCAACUAUACAGGACUCCAACGAUGUCAGCAAUUUCGACGAUGAAUUUACCUCAGAAGCACCGAUCCUGACUCCGCCCAGGGAACCCAGGGCGCUCAGCGGAGAGGAACAGGACAUGUUUUCUGACUUCGACUACAUUGCAGACUGGUGUUAGCCCCCCCCCCCCCCCCAACACAUUAAACAAACACACAUACACACUGUGAACCAACCAACAAAGCGCUCACUGACUGUAACUCACUUUUUAAAAACCUCUAUUUUCCAAACAAACGUUGAGAUUGAGAGGAAAACAUUGCUCUUCCUGCAUUCAGGCUCACUCUGUGCCAUUAAAAGAACCCCUCCCCUGACUCCAAAACUGUAACCAUUGGUUUUUUUUUUUAACAAAAUGAAGAACUUUUUUAACAGAGAGAAAUUACAUUUUGCUUUUCUUGUGAGAGAGGAAGGAGGCCUCCCCGCUGCAUGUCGUGUCUAUCGUCUGACCACUGAGAAUGUUUUCAUAUGAACUCUGUCAAAGAAAACGCCGGCAACAUCACAUUCAUGUUAUCCAUUGUCACUGUCUGUUUUUUUUAUUUUUAUUAUGUACAGAAUAUUAUUACUCCUUAUUUUCAACAAGUCAUUGCAAAAGCCCACUGCGAUAGAUGACAUAUUUCUCUGUAAGGUUUGACAUGUCUGCCAUGUUGUAUUAUAAGUGCUUUGAGCAUUUUUCAAUGAACCGUCACAUUAGGUUAAAGACGACAAACAUCUGACUACUACUGCCUUUUGACUUGAAGUCCAAGUAAGGUCUCCUCUUUAGCUGAUCCUGGUCGUACUCCCACCAGUUUUAAUAUAAUCCUGUUGUCUUCUUUCUGAUACCAAAUCUAAGUGCUGUGUCUGAAUCAAAGAAUAGAACCCAGCAAAAAAAAUGUAAGUUGAUUGUGUUCAUAGACAAACCAUUGCAUCUAGAUUUAGGUGUGGUAUCUAGAAUUAGGUCCAUAUGCUUGCUGCCGUUUUCUAAUUCGGCUGUGGGUGUGAUGCUGUUUUCUGAUUAGAAAACAUGUCUGUCAAAUAGUCAACAGCAUGUAUACUUAUGUCGAAGAUACAGACGCAACAGUUUCAAGUCACAACUUGCAUAUAGCUACGAUCAACUGACCAGUUUUGCAGAGCCGUUAUUCAACCCUGAUGUACUAGUGUAAAGUUUUUUUUUGUUUUGUCAUUGAUUCAUGUGUUUUGGAAACCGUGGCAUACCAAACAUCAACGCAACAAAGCUGGUUGUGCCUUUGGUCCUGGCACCAUUAAGCAGUGGUCAUAUCCCUCUAGCCUCUCAAGGGUAGGUCCACUGAUUCAGGAUCAGUGGCGAGUUACAGACCGCUAGCAAUGAGCUGCUGUGGAGCGAAGUAACUUUUUUUUUUACAAUUCCAUUCCAAUUCAAUCGAUGCAGAGAAUUCAUUUCAAUUACAUUUGUACUCCCGGAGUUGGUCCCAACCUUUGAUACCUCAGUCAUUCUUAUAAAAGAAGAGCUAGAAAGACCUCACAGCCUGCAGAAACUGGGAGUUGGGCUUGGUCAAAAUGGUGGAUCUGAAGGGGCUGAUAGCACUACGGCUAACUACCAAAACCCAUCCAUUCUGUCCUGUCAGUGGGAUGAUGUGUCUUGAUUCACAUCAGCUCUUUUUCAGAGCUGGUCUGUCGGGUCAAAAGACAAAUUAGUGUUGGGGGGGGGGGGGGCAGACUUGGGCUACCUGUGUAAAUGAAGCCGUUUGGUUGUGAACUUAGCUCAGUGCCAGUUUGUGCAGACAUGUAAAUUAAUCACUACAAGGGGGGGCGGGCAUGGGUAUAUUAUAUGUACACACAAUUAAGCUGAAAGCACUAAUUUUAUCAAUAGGUAUUUUUUAAUUAUCUAUGUGUAUCGGAUUUAUGAAAAUAGAUUGUACAGUUUUUUUUUUUCUUCCAGUGCUUAAAUGGCUGCUUAAGCAUAUCGCAGACAGAUAAAAGCUUUUUUUUUUUUUUUAAAUGGUACCCCACAUUGAAGUUACAGAAGACUGUUGACCCUGAUGUAAAGAAGCAUUUUGCAGUCGUCGUUUGUCGCCUAUCUUGAAUGCACAAAUUAAACAUUUUUAAUAGA
Esox lucius (northern pike) is the source of this 5192-nucleotide messenger RNA. RefSeq names its product protein kinase N2 (gene pkn2a). The transcript has 22 exons. Lineage: Eukaryota; Metazoa; Chordata; Actinopteri; Esociformes; Esocidae. The coding region runs from base 303 to 3251 and encodes 982 amino acids. The record is from RefSeq and is a predicted model, not a curated record. Gene Ontology annotation, biological process: protein phosphorylation; signal transduction. Gene Ontology annotation, molecular function: ATP binding; small GTPase binding; protein serine/threonine kinase activity.